This is a messenger RNA of Saccharomycodes ludwigii, 870 nucleotides long. RefSeq names its product Lnp1p (gene LNP1). Bases 1 to 870 code for a protein of 289 amino acids. The transcript has a single exon. Lineage: Eukaryota; Fungi; Ascomycota; Saccharomycetes; Saccharomycodales; Saccharomycodaceae. The record is from RefSeq and is a predicted model, not a curated record.
AUGGGGCUUUUUUUUCCAUCUAAUAGCAAAAAGAAAAAGAAAAAUACCAACUUAGAGAAAUACUCUUUGGAAUUCGAAGAUAUUACUAAUAAAAUAGAAUAUUAUACUGAAAGGAUUAAUAAAUCUAAAGCGAAUUAUAAUUUCCGAACAUUUCUAAAACUUUUAUUUACAUUAGUUGUUUGCAACAUAAUCCUAGGCUUUAUAUUAAAGUAUUAUGUCUCUUAUCACUAUUAUUAUUAUCAAUCUUUUCAUGGAUAUAUAAAGCUAUUUACAAUCGUAUCAGAUCUUUUGAUUCUAUACCUUUAUAGAAAAUCACAUUAUCAUAGAAUAAACAAAUGGACAAAAAAAAUUAUAAGACUCAGAAAAUUGCAUCAAGACAAAAUUGAGGAUUUAAAAAACUCCACUUCUUUUAAUAGUGUUGGUGCACUUAUUAAUAGAUAUUCAGCGGGGCAAAAUGGCGACGAAGAUGAGGCCAAAUUAUUGGACAAAGAAGUCCUUGCUAAAAAAAAACAGUUGCAAGAAUUGAAAGAAGAACUGGACGUGUUACGGAAACAGGGUGGCGGUGCCAAUAUUGCUAGCAGCAAUAAAUGGUUUGAUAAAGCUUUAAGCCUUUUAUCUGGCGAAGAAAAUUGUAUUACUGACAAUAAUAGUGGCAAUAUGGAAAUUGUCAUAUGCCCCAUCUGUAAAGCUAACAGUGGAAUGUUCAAAUGGAAAUUCACCACAAUUAAUUUUAUUUGUCCCAACUGUAAAAGUGAGAGCGUUAUAAAAUCGUCAUUGAAACGAUUGAGUGAUGGGUUGGAGGAUAGUAGUAAUAACAAGGAUAUAGGAACUGUUAGUAAUGAAAGUGAUACAAAGAUAAAAAAAGAAUAA